Messenger RNA from Zygosaccharomyces rouxii, 378 nucleotides. It is a transcript of the gene VTC1, whose product is annotated as Vtc1p. The coding region runs from base 1 to 378 and encodes 125 amino acids. Lineage: Eukaryota; Fungi; Ascomycota; Saccharomycetes; Saccharomycetales; Saccharomycetaceae. Gene Ontology annotation, cellular component: fungal-type vacuole membrane; vacuolar transporter chaperone complex. The transcript has a single exon. The record is from RefSeq and is a predicted model, not a curated record.
AUGUCCACAGCACCAUUACUGCAGAGUGCUCCAGGUAAAAAAAUCGCACUGCCCACUAGAGUUGAACCCAAAGUCUUCUUUGCCAAUGAGCGUACCUUCUUAUCAUGGCUGAAUUUCACCGUUAUGUUAGGUGGUCUUGGUAUCGGACUCCUGAACUUUGGUGAUACUGUAGGUAUGAUAAGUGCUGGUCUGUUCACGCUAGUGGCUAUGGGUACAAUGUUGUAUGCAUUGGUAACAUAUCAUUGGAGGGCAGCUGCGAUUAGACGUCGUGGAUCUGGACCUUACGAUGACAGACUUGGUCCUACCAUGUUAUGCUUUUUCCUGCUAGUUGCAGUUGUUAUCAAUUUUAUACUAAGACUCAAGUACGGUGCUGAAUGA